Molecule: messenger RNA, 1523 nt
Organism: Pristis pectinata (smalltooth sawfish)
Lineage: Eukaryota; Metazoa; Chordata; Chondrichthyes; Rhinopristiformes; Pristidae
Exons: 9
Coding region: 508-1218 (236 amino acids)
Biological process (GO): immune response-activating cell surface receptor signaling pathway; positive regulation of natural killer cell mediated cytotoxicity
Source: RefSeq, a predicted model, not a curated record
GUCGCGGAAUCAUUCAGGCUAUGACCUCAAUGGAGAUAUAUUUUGCGUGAAAGGACAGCAACUCGUGAGAAAAACACCGACUUGAAAAAAGCUGAUCAAAACUCAUCUGCUAACCAGGGAGCAGAUCAUUUCCCUGCAUUGGAAUUUGAACCGAACUGUCAGUCAAAUGAAGGUCAAUCAAUAUAGAUUCAUAAUGCUUUUGUUCGGAUGCUUUUGAAGACAUUUAUACUUCCCACAGGAAGCUGGAAGAACUCUCCGAAAAGUGACGUUAUUCGGUACAAGUCAUUCCCUUGGAAGUAGAAUUUGCGACGCAAUUUUAAAUAGCAGCUCGUUUUAAGGCGCUUCUCGCUAAAGGUGGCAGAUGAAGUGGAUAAAUGAAUGUUUUGGAGGGAACGGAAAGCUGAGCACACAUAAAUUCUGAGAAGCGAGUCCAAGGUGCGGAAGAACAGCUGGAUCCAGACUUUUGUUUCCCCAAAUCCGCAGUUGGUCGUUGAUGAGCCAGCGAGAAUGGCGGUCUACCGCUGGGCAACAGUCAUCGCUUUCUUUCUGAUUUCAGAUGUUUGGUCGGGUACUGAGGCUAACAAAUAUCCAGUACAUCAAACCCCUGCUUUACUUCAUGUAUUCGAAGGCGACGACCUAGUUUUGAAUUGCACUUUUGAAUUCAACGGGAUAUUAACUUACAACUGGCAGAAGGAUGGCUGUCCCAUAGAUUUCAUUUCCGGGAGAUACAAAAAUAGAGUAGUACUACCCGAUAAAAAUGUAUUUAAGACCAAGAAGGAUGCAUCAAUCCAGAUUAAGAAUGUGACGCUAUUCGACUCAGGAAUGUAUCACUGUCAGCUUGACGUAAUGAGCAAAGGGAAAUAUAAAGGUGACGGAACCUUGGUCAUUGUCAGAGAUAUUUGUAGAAAAGAAAGACAAUUGGAAGGCAUUCAGUUUCAUUGGUUGUGGACUGGAGUCGCAGGUGGCGUAGUAUUCCUGAUUACUGUGAUACUGCUUGUAGUGAUAGCAUUCCUCGCUCGACGAAAUAAAGCUUACGCUUUACUUGUCAGGGAAUGCACUUCUUUUGAUUCUGCAAAAGAGCCAACAGUCGCAGCGCCGAGAAGAAAAAUGCACGAUCACGCCAAUCAUCAGCAUGAAGACGCCUAUCUGCAUUGUCACAGUAAAGGGGGUGCGCCAAAGAGAAAGCGUCCACUGCCGGCAAGACCGAACAUGGAGUAGUUUUCAGCUUGUGCGGUACUGUAGGAUUAUUGUCACUUAUGUAGUUCAUCACUCGGCGUUAUCAAACAAACCAGAAGAUAAAAAGCUUCUAUUUAUAUUUUCUAUUAUUUUAGUGACAAAAUAAGACGUAGAACUUUGAUGAGGACUGCACGUUAAAUGAAAAUUUAAACGCAUGGUACUGAUCAUGUUUUCGGUUUGACAAUCAUUCUUCAUGUUGGGUAGUUUAUCGUCGAGUAGGAAAUGAAAGGCAAACGUCCACCACGCCCCCCCCCCCCCCCCGCAGUUUCUGGAAACCUGAAACAAAA